CGGGUCGGGGAUUCCAUCGCGUACACUGAUUUCCGCUUGGCCGGCCACUCGGCAGCGAAGCGAGAGUUGCGGCCGGGAGCCAGAGAAGGCCGCAGCCAUGCAGGUCUCCAGCCUCAACGAGGUGAAGAUCUACAGCCUGAGCGCGGGCCGGAGCCUCCCCGAGUGGCUUUCCGAUAGGAAGAAGAGAGCACUACAAAAGAAAAAUGUGGAUGUUCGCAGAAGAAUCGAACUUAUUCAAGACUUUGACAUGCCCACAGUUAGCACAAAGAUUAAGGUAUCAAGAGAUGGACAGUAUAUUAUGGCAGCUGGAACAUAUAAGCCAAGGAUCCGGUGUUUUGAUACCUAUCAAUUAUCCCUGAAAUUUGAAAGAUGCUUAGAUUCUGAAGUGGUUACAUUUGAUAUUUUAUCAGAUGAUUACUCAAAGAUUGUCUUCUUGCAGUGUGACAGAUACGUUGAGUUUCAUUCACAACAUGGCCGUUAUUACAGGACAAGAAUACCAAAGUUUGGUAGAGAUUUCUCCUAUCACUACCCAUCGUGUGACCUGUAUUUUGUAGGAGCAAGUUCUGAAGUAUACAGAUUAAAUCUGGAACAAGGAAGGUACCUGAAUUCUCUACAAACAGAUGCUUCGGAGAAUAAUGUCUGUGACAUAAAUCCCAUACACUGCUUAUUUGCUACUGGUACAGCUGAGGGGAAAGUGGAAUGCUGGGACCCUAGAACUAGAAAUCGAGUUGGUGUGUUGGACUGCGCUUUAAGCAGUGUGACAGCAGAUACAGAGAUAGAUGGCUUGCCAUCUAUUUCAGCACUGAAGUUUAAUGGAGCUUUGAAUAUGGCUGUAGGCACAUCCACUGGACAGGUUUUGUUGUAUGAUCUCAGAUCCAGUAAUCCAUUAAUAGUCAAAGAUCACCAGUAUGGCCUGCCUAUUAAAUCAAUCCAGUUCCAGGAUCCAUUAGAUUUAAUAAUAUCUGCAGAUUCACGAAUCAUAAAAAUGUGGAACAAGGACACGGGGAAAAUAUUUACUUCCAUGGAGCCAGAACAUGAUAUCAAUGAUAUCUGCCUUUAUCCUAAUUCAGGAAUGCUGCUGACGGCCAAUGAAGACCCUAAAAUGAACAUCUACUACAUUCCAGUUUUAGGUCCUGCCCCAAGAUGGUGCUCAUUCUUGGACAACUUGACAGAAGAACUGGAGGAGAAUCCAGAGAGCACAGUUUAUGAUGAUUACAAAUUUGUUACCAGAAAAGACCUUGAAAAUUUAGGCCUUGCCCAUCUCAUUGGAUCACCACUGCUCAGAGCAUAUAUGCAUGGCUUUUUCAUGGACAUACGACUGUAUCAUAAGGUGAAAAUGAUGGUCAAUCCAUUUGCCUAUGAGGAAUAUAGAAAAGAGAAAAUUAGACAGAAGAUAGAAGAAACACGUGCACAAAGAGUUCAACUAAAGAAACUUCCAAAGGUUAAUAAAGAGUUGGCACUCAAGCUGAUUGAAGAGGAAGAGGAACAGCAGCCUACUAGAAAAAAGAAACAAAAGAAUCUGCCUAACAUUCUCACUGAUGACCGAUUCAAAGUCAUGUUUGAGAACCCAGAUUUCCAGGUGGACGAGAAGAGUGAAGAAUUUAGGCUGCUUAAUCCACUUGUUUCUAAAAUAAGUGAGAAAAGAAAAAAGAAACUAAAGAUUUUAGAACAGCAAGAAGCACAAGAGCAGGAAGAGGAGGAAGAACCAGAAGGAAAACCAAGUGAUGCAGAAAGUUCUGAGACUUCAGAUGAUGAAAAAGGCUGGGUUGAAGAGGUCAGGAAACAGCGCAAACUUCUACGCCAAGAGGAAAAAGUAAAACGGCAGGAAAGGUUCAAGGAGGAUCAGCAAACAACACUGAAACCUCAAUUCUUUGAGAUUAAAACAGGGGAGGAAUUCAGAAGCUUCAAGGACUCUGUCAAAAAGCAAAAAUUAAUGAAAAAAACCCUUGGAGAUCGCUUGAAGCUUGAAGAAAAGCUUGGCACACUCAGUGUAUCUGAUACCACAGUAGGCAGCAAACAGAUGACAUUCAAAUUAAAAAAGUCAGGGCAGCAGAAGAAACAGCAGGAAGCUGAGAAGCAACAUCAUCAGGAGAGGAAAAAUCUCAGGCGUUCAGCUAGCCACCUCAAGAGUAAACGUGGUAGAAGAGGACCAUUUUAAUUACUUCUUAAAGAAGCUGCUUUACUUUCACUUGUCACCUGGAAAGUGGGACUUUACAGCACAGGCGUACUCCUUUUUGUAUCUAAAAGGUGGACAUAAGAAAACUAGAACCUAUUAAACUGUAUGUGAGCUAAUGAGAAGGUCACAAAAUGCUUGGAGUAUUUGGAGAAGACACCAUGAGGACAGUGUUACAAACUCAGUCUUGGUUUUGACUUGUGAACGAAGCAGCAGUGAUUGGUUAUUGUGUAACCCUGGAUGUGAUUUAUAUGAAAGUCCUGUCUGUGAAAACAGGACCUUAUCUGUCUAUUUAAUUUGAGAAACAGUGGUUUAUUUUUUUAGCAUCAUGAAAUGUUCACUGUUUAAAUGUGGAUUGAAAAGUUUUAGGCCUCUAAGACCUGAGAUCAAGGGUUAAGUCAUUUUUCCCUAUAAUAGCUGACAUCAUAAACACACAAAAUAGGAAUCACCAUAGCUUUGGGUAUUGCUGUUGUCCUGAUAACAGAUGAAAUCACACACAACCCUGAGCAUUGGCUUUGGUAUGUACUGGUAAGUAAGGCCAUGAUUCAGCAAAGUAGUUAAAUGCCUAAGUGUCUGCAAGUUGAAGUCAGUGAGACUAGUUGCAUGUGUAAAGUUAGCCACAUGAUUAGUACCUUGAUGAACUGAGGCUUAAAUUAGGAAGCGACCAGUAUGUUCAGUGUACGAACAUGGGGCCUGAUCAUGUAAACCCUUCAUUUAUGCAAGCAGUCUUUAUCCACAUGAGUUAGUACCAUUAACUUCAAAUAUUGCAGGAUUGGAAUCAUGUCAAGGAACAUACUGUAAAUUGGAUGUCUAUCAAAUGCUUUAAAGAUAACUUAGUUGUAACUUUAAAUUCUACACUUUUCAACUGGCGUCAAAUUAAAUCCAGUGCAGAGAGGGCAAAUGCAAGGCCAUAGGCAAUGGUAUGAAUUCUGCCUUAAAUGUUUUGGAUCUUAAAAGAAUGUAUUCAUCGUUUUUUUUUUUUUUUUUAAAUCUGCUUACUGUUUGGAUAGUCCUAAUAAAUUGUGAACUUUCUGGAUAGA
Messenger RNA from Malaclemys terrapin pileata, 3213 nucleotides. RefSeq names its product nucleolar protein 10 (gene NOL10). Gene Ontology annotation, biological process: maturation of SSU-rRNA from tricistronic rRNA transcript (SSU-rRNA, 5.8S rRNA, LSU-rRNA). The record is from RefSeq and is a predicted model, not a curated record. Lineage: Eukaryota; Metazoa; Chordata; Testudines; Emydidae. The transcript has 21 exons. Gene Ontology annotation, cellular component: small-subunit processome; nucleus; 90S preribosome. Bases 98 to 2158 code for a protein of 686 amino acids. Gene Ontology annotation, molecular function: protein binding.